CAGCAACGAAGUCUGCAGCAGUGAGCAGUGUGCAUAUGUAACACUACAAUCCGAGAGACAGGAAUCCCCUGUACUACAGGAGGAACCGCGGGAUCUGCACCCCCAGGAACCUCCAGACAUACACAGGAUAUCACCUACCUCUCAUUCACAGUCAGUACUAGUCUUCUCUCCAUCCAGGAUCUCCCCUCUAAGCAGGUACCUUCCUCCAUUCCAUAUCGUUGAGAGUUCCUACAACUGGGCAUCGAACCUCCAUCCUGGAGAACACAAGUAGGUGGUCAUGAUCCUGCUGGGCUCUGUAGAAGGAGAUCCGACCUACGAUUGACUCCUGGAAGACGGAGCCUCGUAUUUUUUUUUUAUUAAGGAUUGUACCUAUUGAGGAUUUCCCUUCUCCCACGGCUGGCGUGCUUUAAAUAAAAGACAGCAUCACAAGGAGAUUCCUGAGCGUCUAUAAACCAAGGAACCCUGCAUCUGAAACAUCGUAUCUCCCAUCACGUUGGUUAUCCCCAAAUCCAUCUGUAAUCUCUUCUUUGAGGGCUGCAUCCUACAGGAGAAUUACACGGAUGCCUGUUUGCUCUAAAGAGAUUUUCCUUAUUUAAGACUUUCUAUUUAGACCCCAGCUGACCAUGCCAGGCAACCCUUUUAAUCCACUACCACUCUCCCUAAUUGACCUACCCCUCCUGUUCCUGCUAAUGGAGUAGAUUCACAGCUCCGAAGGAUUUCCGAGGAUUCUGUGCCAUCAAGACAUAGAGAUAAAACCUGUAUAAGAGCAUCUCUUUGCAAAUGUACAGAAAUCUCUUCUAUGGAGCAGGGUAAUGGGGAUUUUAGAAAACUCUAGGCAUCUGUAGAAGGUUGUAUACAGGCCAGUCUACCUCCAUCUCCAGGGGUUUGGAUUUUAAACUUUGCACUAUGUCCCUCCCCCCUCUCCAGCCAUUUGAUGGAAUCCAUGCAGAGAGUUAAAGGAAUCUCCCAUCAGAUAUUACCUCUGGAUCUGUCUGCAAAAGCUCCACACUUUGAAAUACCCCAUAUAUCCUCUUCCACUAGGAUUUCAUCUAAAUCAUCUUAAUCCUAUUGCUAUAUACUAUAUAUACAUCUAUUUUUUUUUUUAUUACGAACAAAAAAUUUGAAAUCUUUUGUAUUUCUUAACACAUUUAUGGUCUUCCGGUGGCUUUAUUUACCAUGUAUGAAAACGUGGAUGUACCAGGGUUGGGUACCAGCCCAACGCAUUACCACAUGAUGGAUUUCUAUACACAGAACAGGGCCUGUAUCAUGCCGGAUAAAGGAAUUGGGGCAAUUCAUCCAUUCGGGACACCAAUCCGGAAUCAGCACUGGAGCCAUUCCAACCAUUCUAUUGAGACCCAGAGCACCAGUUCGGAGGAAAUUGUCCCCAGCCCCCCCUCUCCACCACCUCUCCCCAGAAUCUACAAACCCUGUUUCGUGUGUCAAGACAAGAGUUCUGGUUAUCACUAUGGAGUCAGUGCCUGCGAGGGCUGUAAGGGUUUUUUCCGACGCAGCAUACAGAAAAACAUGGUGUACACAUGUCACCGGGACAAGAACUGCAUCAUAAACAAAGUCACGCGGAACCGCUGCCAGUACUGCCGGCUACAGAAAUGCUUCGAGGUUGGCAUGUCCAAAGAAUCUGUACGCAACGACCGCAACAAGAAAAAGAAGGAUCCCCCAAAACCCGAAGUCACAGAGAGCUACGUGCUGAGCCCGGAGACUGAAAACCUGAUCGAGAAAGUGCGAAAAGCUCACCAGGAAACCUUCCCUUCACUGUGCCAGCUGGGCAAAUACACUACAAAUUUCAGCUCAGAGCAGCGAGUCUCCCUGGACAUCGAUCUCUGGGAUAAGUUCAGUGAGCUGUCCACUAAAUGUAUAAUCAAGACGGUGGAAUUUGCCAAACAGUUACCGGGAUUUACCACUCUUACCAUAGCCGAUCAAAUAACCCUCCUUAAAGCCGCCUGCCUGGACAUCCUGAUCCUACGAAUUUGUAUACGCUACACGCCCGACCAGGAUACCAUGACUUUCUCAGAUGGCCUGACCCUUAACCGGACGCAGAUGCACAAUGCCGGCUUCGGGCCUCUCACAGAUCUAGUCUUUGCCUUCGCCAACCAGCUGCUACCGCUAGAAAUGGACGACGCAGAGACCGGGCUCCUGAGCGCCAUUUGUCUCAUCUCUGGAGAUCGACAGGACCUGGAGCAGCCGGAUAAGGUGGACAAGUUACAGGAACCACUUCUGGAGGCCCUUAAAAUCUACGUCAGGAGGAGAAGACCCAAAAAACCCCACAUGUUUCCCAAAAUGUUGAUGAAGAUCACAGACUUGCGAAGCAUCAGUGCCAAGGGUGCUGAACGUGUAAUCACUCUCAAGAUGGAAAUCCCGGGAUCCAUGCCUCCUCUUAUCCAGGAGAUGCUAGAGAACUCUGAAGGCCUAGACAACACGGGAGCAGCGUCUCCUACUAUGCCUCCUACCCCUGUCCCCCCAGGGAGCUGCAGCCCUAGUCUUUCUCCCAGCUCUACACACAGUAGCCCAUCAUCACACUCACCCUGACCAUUCGCCAGCCAGCACGGCAACGUGGCACAGAGACUCACCAGCUCAUUCACAGACUUCUCAGCUCCUCUUAACUUGUUACUCCUCUCAAGCCUUCGCUUUUUCCCCUACAUCCUUUCGUCCUCCCUUGGAUCUCCUACACUGUACCAUGCUUUACCUUUCCACUGUUCUCUCUUUAAACCUCAACCGGGAAUCAUCACUGUGCUAUUUUUAGUCCUGGGACAUAGUCUCUGUGAGGAUGAUCCAGGCAUGGACGUGUAAGCCCUCAGUCCCCUCAUUUCCUCAAGAUUCAACCUUGUGCCUCUGGACAGGACUCUUCGCACACCCCCUGGAUGGAGAACGGACUCAUAAAGAGACUAAGAUUGAGCAGAAUCUCGCACUAUGUCCAUGCAAUCGGGGUGGAAGGAGCGGCUUAAGGGAUGUUCUCAGACCGCUAAAGAGAUGACCACUUUGCGCAGGAGAAUUAUGCUGGUUCAUUAACUCCAUUCACUGCCAUUUUUUUUGCACCCCCAAAGCACUCUGCUGCAAAAACAGCAAAAUCCAUUUUACAAGCAGUUUCUGGACCUUUACAUAGGAUAAUAUCAGUGCCGCUUGAGGUAUUGUAACUGGAAAAAAAAAAUCAUGCAUUUUAGGAUCUUAUAUAAAUUGGUGCAAAAGGAAAAAAAAAAAAAAAAAAGAUAAAAUUGUAAAGUAUAUAUAUAUAUUUUUGCUACAUUUUUCCCCCU
This is a messenger RNA of Hyla sarda, 3269 nucleotides long. RefSeq names its product retinoic acid receptor alpha (gene RARA). Gene Ontology annotation, biological process: retinoic acid receptor signaling pathway; regulation of transcription by RNA polymerase II; cellular response to corticotropin-releasing hormone stimulus. Bases 1177 to 2544 code for a protein of 455 amino acids. The record is from RefSeq and is a predicted model, not a curated record. The transcript is spliced from 8 exons. Lineage: Eukaryota; Metazoa; Chordata; Amphibia; Anura; Hylidae. Gene Ontology annotation, cellular component: transcription regulator complex; nucleus. Gene Ontology annotation, molecular function: nuclear receptor activity; nuclear glucocorticoid receptor binding; zinc ion binding.